Molecule: messenger RNA, 447 nt
Organism: Ostreobium quekettii
Lineage: Eukaryota; Viridiplantae; Chlorophyta; Ulvophyceae; Bryopsidales; Ostreobiaceae
Source: the annotation of a GenBank genome assembly
AUGUUUUCUUUCUGGUUGCAACGUUCAGCCACCAUUGUGGGAAGGGAAGACCAUAAGCUGUUUCAGAUUGAGGGAGAACUCGCUGCAACUGAAGGACAGCUGCAAUACCUUUGUGGAGGCCUAAUGAGCUUGAAGCGCAGUUGUCGGAGUUCGGGUUUGGCUGCACAAUUGUCAGACACAGCGUGUUUUGCACAAUACGACACUGUUUAUCGGCCCCUUCUAUGUCCUUCCUGUUCACCGACCUGCCCUGCCUUCUUUCCACAUAUCCAACAUUGUGAUGAGCAACACCUGUACCAUGUUUUAUUGCGUAAACACGGGUUCAGAAUCCCCAGCAGCACAGGAGCGUCGCCAUGUUUGAAAAAGUGGAAGGCGGGUGGCCUGUCUAUGUGGCCAAGCUUCACCGUUGGUAAUGCAUUGGCGCCGCCACAAAUGUUGCCUGUGCCGUGA